This is a messenger RNA of Cinclus cinclus, 3985 nucleotides long. RefSeq names its product SCY1 like pseudokinase 3 (gene SCYL3). NCBI's taxonomy places the organism in Eukaryota, Metazoa, Chordata, Aves, Passeriformes, Cinclidae. Gene Ontology annotation, biological process: protein phosphorylation. Gene Ontology annotation, molecular function: protein kinase activity; ATP binding. The coding region runs from base 358 to 2874 and encodes 838 amino acids. The transcript has 14 exons. The record is from RefSeq and is a predicted model, not a curated record.
AACACCCCGUGAGGAGCGGCUGGUGGAGCUGCAGGCGAUGAGCCCGGAGGAGGCUGGGGCAGGAGGGGUUGGUCUCUUCUGCGGGGCCUGCAGUGACAGAACAAGGGGAAACGGCCCAGCUGAGACAGGGGAGAUGCAGAUCAGAUGUUAAAAAAAGAAAAAAAAAAUCAGGGCGGUCAGGCAUUGGGACAGGUGUUGGAGACACCAUCCCCGGAGGUGUUUGGGAGGCGGCUGGAGCAGUGGCGCUGCUGGGCGCACGGCCGGCCUGGAUGAUCCUGGAGUUCGCUUCCAGCCCCGCCGAUUCCAGCAGCCCCUGACCCUGAGGGGGGCCGGGGGCCAAACCCGCCCUCACCCAAAAUGGCGGCGGGCGCUUCGCGGCUGAGGGCGCUGCGGCCGCCGGGCGACAGGGGGCGCGCGAGGCGAGCCGGGCGGGCGGAAGGACAGACGGACGGACGGACAGAUGGACGGACAGACAGACGGAGCGGCCGGCGGGGCCCAGCGGGGACAGAAAAUGCUCUGAACGUGAGCUGGACAGCACGUGCUGGAAUUAAAUCUCUCCAAAGAAAAUCCUCCUUCAGCCAGAGCCUGUUUGUGGUGAGAAGGGGACCUCUGCAAGGGAUGGGCUCGGAGAGCAGUGCUUUGAAGAGCUACACCCUGGAGGAGGCGCCCUUCACGCUGCCCACCGGCCACACCCUCUACCCGGCUGUGCUCCAGGAUGGCAAACUCGCCUCUGUGUUCGUGUACAAGCGGGAGAACGAGGAGAAGGUCAAUAAAGCUGCCAAGCACCUGAAAACCUUGCGCCACCCUUGCCUUCUGCGCUUCCUCUCCUGCACUGUGGAAGCAAACGGGAUCCACCUGGUUACAGAGAGGGUGAAGCCCUUGGAGAUCGUCCUGGAGACGCUCUCUGCUGCAGAAAUCUGUGCAGGGAUCUACGAUGUGUUGCUGGCACUCAUCUUCCUGCAUGACAGGGGAAACCUAACGCAUAACAAUGUCUGUUUGUCAUCCGUGUUUGUGAGUGAUGAUGGGCACUGGAAGCUGGGAGGAAUGGAAACAGUCUGUAAAUUCAGUGAAGCCACCCCAGAGUUCCUCUGGCACGUGAAGUCGGUGCGAGACCAGUCGUGCAUCCCCUGCGAGGAGAUGUCUGCAGACUUCAAAAUCCUGCCCAGCAGCUACGGGCAUGCGAGGGACGCCUACGCAUUUGGGACGACAGUUGAGAAUCUCCUGACAGUCCUCAAUGAUCAGGUUUCAGCAGAUAUUCUCUCCAGCUUUCAGCAAACCUUGCACUGUACACUGCUGAAUCCAGACCCAAAGUGUCGCCCACCACUGUCCAGCUUACUGUCUCACGAGUUCUUCAGGAAUGAUUUUCUGGAAGUUGUGAAUUUUCUGAAGACCUUAACACUAAAGUCUGAGGAGGAGAAAACUGAAUUUUUCAAAUUCCUGCUGGACAGGGUGGCUGGCUUGUCAGAGGAGCUGAUAGCAUCACGGCUGGUGCCUCUCCUACUCAAUCAGCUCGUGUUCGCAGAACCUGUAGCUGUCAAGAGUUUUCUUCCUCAUCUGCUGGGCCCAAAGAAAGAGCCAAGUGGGGAGAGCCAGACCAGCUGCCUGCUGUCGCCAGCCCUGUUCCAGGCCCACGUGAUCCCUGUGCUGCUGAAGCUGUUUGAGGUGCACGAGGAGCACGUGCGGAUGGUGCUGCUGUCUCACAUCCACGCCUACGCGGAGCUGUUCUCCCGGGAGGAGCUGAAGAACAUCAUCCUGCCACAGGUGUUGCUGGGCCUGCGGGAUACCAGUGACUCCAUCGUGGCAAUAACCCUGCACAGCCUGGCUGUCCUUGUCUCCCUGCUUGGGCCUGAGGUGGUUGUAGGUGGAGAAAGAACAAAGAUCUUCAAAAGCUCUGCACCAAGUUUCAUGAAAACUGCUGAUCUCUCCCCAGAAGGUUCCCCCAGUCACAGUGUGAGCAAUCAGAGAAACCAAACCUCUUGGCCCCCGAAGAGCAGUCCCAGCUCAUUCCCCAACUCUGCAAAUGCACCUGGCAAGAAGCUUCCUCUGCAACAGGACAAUCCCCUGCCUUCAAAGACAGGUGAACAUGGCACUCAACCCCCCCUGAACAGAAUUCCUGGAAGCAUUAAUACACUGGGGAACAGCAGGAGCUCUAAGACUACCUCGGAAAAGCCAGCAGAAGAGUGGCCAGACUGGAGUGAGCCAGAGGAGAUGGACACUGAGAAAACUGUGAACAUUCAAAUUCAGCCCCGGGAGCUGUGGAGCAGCGCGGGACCUUAUGUUGCAGAUCAUGGUGUAGAUGAGAAGCCUUGGGAUGACUUUGAACCCAGGAGCCCCAGUCCUAAACUGUCCUCAGGAAACUGCCCCACUGUGACACAGGCUGAUGCAGCUGAAAGGCCGAGGCCUGUGCCAGGUACCCAUCAACUGAGCAAAGAAUUCAAAAGCCUCAGACUUAGUCCCCCCACAAAGUCUUGCCGUGGGAACAGCUGGAGCAAAGACAAGUGGGACCAUGAGGAACAACUGGGAGAAACUGUGUUGCCAAAAUCCUUUCAGGAAAGGCUGAAGUCUUCAUCAGAGUCUGGCCUGGGAGAAGAAUUCACAAUCAAAGUGAAGAAGAAACCUGUGCAAGACCCUGAGCUGGACUGGUUUGCUGACAUGAUCCCAGACAUUAAACCUUCUUCUGCCCUCUUGAUUUUACCUGAGGCAAGGACAGAAGCAGUGGUUCCCACUCACUUGGGUGGGGUGUCCAGCAGAGAAGGUCCCUCCCAGACUGUGCUGUUUUCAUCCAAAUUUGCAGCUGCUGAUGUGAUUGAGGCUGAAGCUACAGGCUGGGGUGAAGAAGAGGAGUUGAACUGGGAAGAUGAUACAAACUGGUAACAGUUCUGAAUGAGACCAAGGCAAUUCACGGUGUGUUGGAUCCUGUAACAGGAGUUGCUGCUUCCCCAGUACAAUGGAUAAAGUACCUCAGCACUGCUUUUGCCACAAGGCAGGCACUUGCUGCACAGCCACGAGAUUCCCUGGGGCCUGAGCUCUUGCCAGGAAUGCUCCUUCCCAGUCUGUGCCAAAAGCUGCAGGGGUGAGCCUGCACUAGAGCAAUAGGCCCAGGUGUGGUGCUGCCACUGCUCCCAGAGACAGGACAGCAUGAUGGAGGUGAUGGUGCUCAUGUGCAACUGGAGGCCAAGAGUGGUGUAGGAGAUUGAUCCAGAACUCACCUCUGACCUAAAAAACUGCUGACAAUAAAUGAAAGUCACACUGAGUUUCUUGGUUAAUGUGCCUUUUUCUUUUAUGUUUUUGUUUUGUUUUUUUUUCUUUCACAGUAAAAUAAAGCCCUUAGAAAUGUCUCUUUUUAACUUUCCAGCUAAGAGAUUAUUUUAAGAUGAAUGUACAGUUUAUUCAACUUAGUUAUUUCUGUUUGUAUAGCUCUGUCAAUGGAUGGCACAAGAGGUGGUAGGAACCAUAAAGUGAAUGACCACAAACUGCUUAAGCACCUUGUUCUUUCUGCUCUUAAAUGUGACCAAUAAAGAUUAUUUUUAGAGGAUCACCCUAGUGUGUAGUGGAACCAGCAGCAGAGGUAUGUUCAGAGAAGAGUAAAGAGCCAUUAAUUGUUAUUCCUGAGUAUAUUUUAAAAUAAAAACGCCUACUGCCUGGGCACCUGCAUGUGACAGGAACAAGAUCAGUGCUACUUUUACAGCAGACUCAAACCUCUCAGUAGUCAGAAUAAACAUUUCAUGAUGUUGUAUCUCCACACAGUAGAAGAACAAGCACUAUACAAACUCACAGCUCUGAUGUCCAAUAGUGUCCACUCCAGUCCAUCAGGCUAUGCAGGAGAGGCUGGCACUGCACCCCUCAGUCCAUUCUGGCACACAAACCGUGACCCAGCAGCGCUGCAGAGCAUUGCCCCACGUCACAGCUUUUUCAUCUGCAGCACUCCUGGCACAAAGGCACCUCUUCCUCCCAGCAGGGAGCUGAGCUGGGUCAUUGUCCCCAA